UGGUUUUCUCUAUGAGUCACUCUCCACACAAGUGUUGUUGUUACAACUCAUUGGCCAAAAACAUGAAUUGAAGAGAUUAUUGACAGGCAAAGUUUUAGUCUUUAGCUUUCAUGCACACAAUAAUCAUACUCUGAAAGCUUCUUUGUGCUUGAAAAGUUUUACAUUUUGUGCUUCUCGGUUGUUCUUUUAUGGCCAAAGAAAGAGGACCCUAAAUUUGGUUUGGCAUUAGACAUCUUUGAAUUGGAUAAAACAGAAACAAGUUUGGUUCUUUUUUGUGUUUUUGUAUUGAAGAUAAUGAAAUGAUGAUGAAUUGUGGAGCGAUGAAUGCUACUACCCCUUCUUCUGCUUCUUGGUCUGCUUCUCAUGGCUCCAAAAUUCCCAUGUUGUUGCCUAGGGCAAUUUGUAGCACACAUAGAAUGUGUUGUGGCUCUGGUGUUCACGUGGAUGCUUGUGUUAGUACUAAUGUCUCAAGAAAUGCUAAAGACUCAAUGAUUUGGUCUGGAACAUCACCAUCUUUGUAUUCUAAGCAGCCAAUCAACAAAUUUUUGUUGCCUUUGAGAGCAUCAGUGGCUUCUACAUCUCAAGAUGUUACCAUUGCGUCUCUUAUUGGUCGAGAAAAGAUAGGAGUUUUGUUGCUUAAUCUUGGUGGUCCUGAGACUCUUGAAGACGUGCAGCCUUUCCUUUUUAAUCUUUUUGCUGACCCUGACAUUAUACGAUUGCCAAGGUUGUUUCGGUUUCUUCAAAAGCCCUUGGCCCAAUUUAUAUCUGUUACGAGGGCACCCAAGAGCAAAGAAGGCUAUGCUUCAAUUGGUGGUGGCUCUCCUUUGCGGCAUAUAACUGAUGCACAGGAUCAGAAUACAGUUGCUGAUGGGAAGCCAGUCCCAUGCUACGAGACACAUACACACCCUAUGAGCAUUCUGCUUGGAAUUGGUCUAUUUAUUUUGCCAGGUGUCUUCUGUUUUAAUUGUUAUUUCUUGUCUAUUGUCUUCUUUCAGGCUGAAGAACUGAGGAAAUCUCUGUGGGAAAAACAAGUCCCAGCAAGGGUGUAUGUUGGUAUGCGCUACUGGCACCCAUUCACUGAAGAAGCCAUUCAACAGAUAAAAAGAGAUAGAAUCACAAAGCUUGUUGUCCUUCCGCUUUACCCACAGUUUUCAAUAUCAACUAGUGGUUCAAGCCUUCGACUCUUGGAGAGAAUAUUCCGGGAAGAUGAAUAUCUAGUAAGCAUGCAGCAUACAGUGAUACCUUCUUGGUACCAGCGUGAAGGAUACAUCAAGGCUUUGGCAAACUUAAUUGGAAAGGAAUUAGAAACAUUUGACCAUCCUGAGCAGGUUGUGAUAUGUUUUAGUGCACAUGGUGUGCCACUUGCAUAUGUGGAAGAGGCUGGUGAUCCAUAUAAAGCAGAAAUGGAGGAAUGCAUAGAUUUGAUAAUGGAGGAAUUAGAAAAGAGAAAGAUCAUGAAUGCAUACACUCUUGCUUAUCAGAGCAGAGUUGGACCUGUCGAAUGGUUGAAACCUUAUACUGAUGAGACAAUCAUUGAGCUUGGGAAGAGAGGGGUGAAAUGUCUUUUGGCUGUUCCAAUUAGUUUUGUCAGUGAGCAUAUUGAAACUUUGGAAGAAAUUGAUGUUGAGUACAAAGAGUUGGCUCUUAAGUCUGGUAUAGAGAAAUGGGGACGUGUUCCUGCACUAGGAUGUGAACCGACGUUCAUUUCAGAUUUGGCAGAUGCAGUGAUUGAGAGUCUUCCAUAUGUAGGAGCUAUGGCAGUCUCAAAUAUUGAAGCUCGACAGUCUUUAGUUCCACUCGGCAGUGUAGGGGGGCUACUGGCAGUGUAUGAUUCAAGACGAAGGGAGCUACAAUCGCCUGUGAUGGUAUGGGAAUGGGGUUGGACAAGAAGUGCAGAAACCUGGAACGGACGAGCAGCUAUGCUGGCAGUUCUUGUUCUAUUGGUUCUAGAAGUCACCACUGGGCAGGGGUUCUUGCACCAAUGGGGUAUAUUGCUGUUUUUUCAUUGAACAUCAGUGAACAAGACCUUCCCCACCUCUAUCAAACGAAUUAUGCCAAAGUGUAAAUUUUGUUACUGAAAUCGACAUGCUUAAGAAAAAAAAACUAUUUUUUUUUUUAAAUUUACUUUUAAAAUGUAAAAAUAAACAAGCAUAUAUAUAUAUAUAUAUGCUAAUUUGAACACUCUGGCAUUAUUGUCUAUGGCCAUACUUGGUUGGAUUUGGGUUAAUGGCAUCGGUACAUGCUGGGCAGCCCUUCAAUGGGUGGAAGUAAUUGUAUGCUAGAUGUUCUAUUAUUUGUUUACUUACAGGAUGCUCUUCGAUUUAUAGUUAUAAAGUUUUGCACUGUA
Populus euphratica (Euphrates poplar) is the source of this 2347-nucleotide messenger RNA. Its product is annotated as ferrochelatase-2, chloroplastic-like. Gene Ontology annotation, biological process: heme biosynthetic process. The transcript is spliced from 10 exons. Lineage: Eukaryota; Viridiplantae; Streptophyta; Magnoliopsida; Malpighiales; Salicaceae. Bases 300 to 2009 code for a protein of 569 amino acids. Gene Ontology annotation, cellular component: mitochondrion. Gene Ontology annotation, molecular function: protoporphyrin ferrochelatase activity. The record is from RefSeq and is a predicted model, not a curated record.